GCAGACUUGGCACGCAGACACGACUCGACGCGCGCGGCUGUCGCGAAAAUAUUCUUCACCCCGGGCCAAAAACGGGUGAAAAGACAAAAAAGUGAUACAAAUCGUUUUAUUAUCAAAUGAUUCUUUGUGCGUAUCGAUAAUGGAUCACUUGAUCUUUAUUGUGGCUGCGGUCUAUCUUUUGUACUGCCCUUUUACCAAAGUCGAGGAGAGCUUCAAUUUGCAAGCUAUGCACGACCUCCUCUAUCAUGGUACUAAUAUAGACCAGUACGACCACCAUGAAUUCCCUGGAGUUGUGCCAAGAACUUUUAUAGGACCGAUAGUUAUAUCUGGACUAGCUUCUCCAAUUGUUGCCCUUUUCAAGCAUUGGAAUCUGAAUAAAUUUUUUUCUCAAUAUGUUGUGAGAGCAGUACUUGGUUUAACUGUUAUAGUCACUUUCAAGUUAUACAAAAAAGCUUUGAGAUCUAUUUUUGGAGCAAAGUUAGCUUCAUGGUUUCUAAUUAUCAGUGUCACUCAAUAUCAUUUCAUCUACUACCUAAGCCGUCCACUACCUAAUACUAUGGCAAUGCCACUUGUCCUGCUGGCAUUGUAUGGAUGGCUUAAACAGAAACAUGUCUUAUUCAUUGUAUCAUCUGGAGCUGCCAUUAUUUUAUUCAGAGCUGAAAUUGCUAUGCUGUUAGGUUUAUUUUUGCUAUACGAUAUAGCUUAUCUGAAGUUGACAAUAAAAAGAACUCUGUGCAUUGUAAUACCUACAGCAGUUAUUUUACUGGCUUUAACAAUUGCAGUAGAUUCAUACUUUUGGAGAAGACCACUGUGGCCAGAAGGAGAAGUUUUUUACUUUAAUACUAUCCUCAACAAAAGCAGUGAAUGGGGUACUUCACCAUUUUUCUGGUACUUUUAUUCAGCUCUUCCUCGAAGCUUAGGAUUAUCUUAUCUUCUUGUACCUCUGGGAAUGAUCCUUGAUUCAAGAGUGAGGGUUUUAGCAGUACCUGCAAUAACAUUUGUUCUAUUAUUUUCAUUUUUACCCCACAAAGAAUUAAGGUUUAUUAUGUAUGUAAUUCCUCUUCUGAAUGUCAGUGCGGCAGCUGCUUGUCAUAGAAUUUGGGAAAACAGAAAUAAAUCUGUGUGGAGAGCACUAUUAGCGUUAGGAGUAAUUGGACAUAUAGUAUGCAAUGUUUUAUUAUCAAUGUUCUUACUUUGUUUGUCUGGUUUAAAUUAUCCCGGUGGAAUAGCAAUAACAAAACUCCACAGGCUUGAAAAAAAUUCUACUGUACCCAUGCAUGUUCACAUUGAUAACUUAGCAGCUCAAACUGGAGUUUCUAGAUUUGCUCAGACAAAUUCUGAAUGGAUUUAUUCAAAACAAGAAAAUAUAAGUUACAGUGAUCCAGAGAUUUUGCAAUUUACUCACUUAUUAAUGGAAGCUAAAAUGCAAUAUGAACCAAAUGUGGAGCAGCUUUUAAAAACUCACACUCUCAUGGAUUCUAUUGAGGCAUUUUCUAACGUAGAAUUCAACCGGGAAUCUUUUUUUCCACCUGUAAAAAUUAAUACAAAACCUUCUUUAUUUAUUUUAAAGAGGAAAGAUAAUUUAAUUUUUGAUAGAAUGAACAAUGAAAUGAGUAUGGAAAAAGUCAAUGAAAUACUUAAAUCUGAUGAAAAUAGAAAUUUUAAAAGCUAUCAUAAUAUAAAAUCGAAAUAUCCUGAUGAAUCGAUGGAAUCAGUUGUCAGUAACCCAAAAAUAUUUGAAAUAGAUGAAUCACAAGAGACUGAUUUUCAAUCUGAAUCAAAAGAAUUAGAAAAUAUAGAUGAAUUGAUAGAUUCAGAAAUUGAUGAAAACAUAUCCCAACAAGAAGACAUGAGCAAUGAAAGUUUGUUAGAAAUUCAAGCUGAAUCUAAUAGAUUGAAAGCAAAAAGAAGAUCAUCAAUAAAAGAAGCAGUAAGAAAAUUGAUGCGAGAUCGAAAAGCUGCUAAACAAAAUACCUUAAAUAUGCUGACUAAAAAUUCUAAUACUGCUUAUAAAAUAAGCAGUGAAAGGAAAGCACAAAAAGAAAAAUUAUUAGGAGACAAAAUCAAAGUAAAAAGUAAAUUAGAUAAUGAAGAAUAUAAUAAAAAACAAAAUAUACCUAUCAAAGAAACUAUCAGAAAUAUAAUAGAUCAUUUCAAGGAAUUUGAAAAUGAUUAUGGUUCUGAAGAGGUAGAAUUUUGGGAUGAACUGUUAGAAAAUAAUGCAGAAUCUGAUACUGACGAUGAGUUUACAGAUACUGCUGAAGGUAAUCCUGUUUCUGGAUUCAAAAGCAUCAAAGACCCUAAAGAAAGUUUGAAAGAAAUUCUUGAACUUUUUAAAGAUAUCAAGAGUGAAUUAGUUCCAGACGAUGAUUCAAACUUUGAAUACAUUACUAACUCUUAUGCAGAAAGAUCUGUAUCAGAAACGCUUAUGCUCUUCAAUGAGGCCUUGAAAAAACUUUUGAAACAAAAAAACCAAAAGACUGCUGAGAAUACUGUUUAUAAAAAUAAAAUAAAAUGACGAGUUCCAAUAUCAAUUUACACGAAAAAAUGAUUUGUUCAGCAGCUUACCCAUCUAUGCGGUAUAAGUGUUCAGUUUUUCUAGUGUACUAACAGGAGUGAAUGUCACAAAGAAAGCUAAAAAUUUGCGAGCAUAAUGAAGGAGAUUAAAUUUAGUUUCUGUUUCGCUAAUAUUGUAUGCCGCUAUGAUAAGCCACUUUUGUGUAUCAAAUACCCAGCAAUGAGUAGGCUUAACCAUCUGCUGGUUUGCAAGGCUACAAAAAUAAUUUAAAGAACAGAACUUCUCUUGGAUAGCCGCUGUAAAUAAUUUUUUCGUGUACUUGUAUGACAAAAUUGAUUGUAAACUUUAUUAGAAUUUUAAAUGACACUGCUAGUGAUAUGUUGUUGUAAUUAAUUGUAUAGUUUAAGUUUUGAAACAAAUGAUAUUUAGAAUGCAGAGUUUUAUAAGAAGUUUUAUUUUCUUAUCAAUAAAAAUCUGUGAUAUUAGGUGAUAGUUUGCUUUACUCAUAAUUUGUAAAUACGUAAUGCAAUUAUCACACAACGAGUACAAUGACCGAUGUCAAUAUGUACAAAGAAAAUUAAAAGUAACAUUUUAAUUGAAA
Trichogramma pretiosum is the source of this 3119-nucleotide messenger RNA. RefSeq names its product dol-P-Man:Man(7)GlcNAc(2)-PP-Dol alpha-1,6-mannosyltransferase (gene Alg12). Gene Ontology annotation, molecular function: alpha-1,6-mannosyltransferase activity. The coding region runs from base 140 to 2518 and encodes 792 amino acids. The record is from RefSeq and is a predicted model, not a curated record. NCBI's taxonomy places the organism in Eukaryota, Metazoa, Arthropoda, Insecta, Hymenoptera, Trichogrammatidae. The transcript is spliced from 8 exons. Gene Ontology annotation, biological process: protein N-linked glycosylation. Gene Ontology annotation, cellular component: endoplasmic reticulum membrane.